Molecule: messenger RNA, 1174 nt
Organism: Entamoeba histolytica HM-1:IMSS
Lineage: Eukaryota; Evosea; Mastigamoebida; Endamoebidae
Product: proteasome regulatory subunit, putative
Exons: 2
Coding region: 1-1158 (385 amino acids)
Biological process (GO): ubiquitin-dependent protein catabolic process
Cellular component (GO): proteasome regulatory particle, lid subcomplex
Molecular function (GO): structural molecule activity
Source: RefSeq, a predicted model, not a curated record
AUGAGUGAAAUAGUUGCAUCUAUUAAACACUAUUCCAGUACUAAUGAUAUUAAUGGAUUAAAUAACUAUGUUCAAAAAAUUUGUGGUGACAAAACAAUGAGUAAAGCAAAAAUAGUUAAAACUUUAUUUGAAAUUCUUGAUACACUUUCUGGAAUACCAAACUCAUCUCAUUUACUUAUUUCUGUUUGUGAACAAACAAUUGAAUGGGCUAAAGUUUCAAAUAGAACUUAUUUAAGACAAAAGUUAGAACAACGACUUGCUCAAUAUUAUUAUGAAAAUGGACAAUGCAGUAAAGCAUUACCAUUAAUUACUGAAUUAUUAAAAAAUGCAAAAAGAACAGAUGAUAAAGUUCUUGCUGUUGAAUUACAAUUAUUAGAAGCUAAAGUUCAUAGAAAAGUGAAAAAUUUAACUAAGGCACGUGGUGCUAUGACAGGUGCUCGUGUUGAUGCUAAUUCAAUUUAUAUUAAUCCAACACUUCAAGGAGAAUUAGAUAUUUGUAGUGGAUUUAUUAAUGGAGAAGAACAUGACUAUAUUACUGCAGCAAGUUAUUUCUAUGAAGCAUUUGAAAAUUAUCAUUCAUUAUCAUUAAAAACACAAACAAUUUCAGCACUUAAAUACCUUAUUUUAAUGAAAUUAAUGCAAAAAAAAAUUAAUGAAAUUGACUCUGUUCUUUCAAGUAAAAAUGCUAUUGGAUAUUCUGAUGAUAUUGAAAUUGUUUCUAUUAAAGAAGUGUCUAAAGCAUUUAAUGCUCGUAGUAUUGAAAUGUAUGAUGAAAUAUCAAAGAAAUUUAAUAAUCAAUUAUUUGGAGAUGAAUUUGUUAAAGAAAACCUUACUAUUCUUUAUGAUGCAUUAGUUCAAGAAAAUAUUGCUCGUGUACUUGAACCAUAUUCUUCAAUUGAAUUAUCUCAUGUUUCUAAAUUAGUUGGAAUGGAAGUUCAUGCUGUAGAAAAAGUUAUUAGUAUUAUGAUUCUUGAAGAAAAGAUUAAUGGUAUCAUUGAUCAGAAUAAUGGUAUUCUUAUACUUUAUGAUGAUAUUACAUCAAAUAAAAUACUUUCUAAUGGUAUUACUCUUAUUGAAGAAUUAAGUAAGGCUAUUGACUCUCUUAAUGACAAAGCAAUUAAAGUGAUUCAAGAAACUACCCUUUCAACUCAGCUUUAAGUCAGCAUUUUUUGUU